Molecule: messenger RNA, 1794 nt
Organism: Saccoglossus kowalevskii
Lineage: Eukaryota; Metazoa; Hemichordata; Enteropneusta; Harrimaniidae
Biological process (GO): protein phosphorylation; signal transduction
Molecular function (GO): protein binding; ATP binding; protein kinase activity
Source: RefSeq, a predicted model, not a curated record
AUGGAUUACACUAUGGAGGAAGUCCUUGAUGAGCAGAGAACACCUGAAAAGAUUGUCACCAUGUUGCGUGAUGCUAGAUGUUCUGAUUGGCCGAUCUCUAUUGCCAUGGAGUUUAUUGAGAUUGCAAUCAAAUGUACUAAACAUGCUCCUAAGCACAGGCCAGAAGUUAAACAGGUUCUUCAAGAACUUGAGAAAUUGGAACUUAAGGUGCAAAACAUAAGGCAGAACAAGGCAGUAGUUAAAUGUGCUGUUCAAAAUACAGAACCCUAUGAACUUGUUGAUGAAAGACUACAAGUUGUAUCAGUGGAACCAGAGAAGGAGGGCAAUGUACAAUUGAGCAAAGAACCAGAAGAAUUAGAUGAUGAUGAUGAGAAUAGAAAAGGUGAAGGAAAAGUUAAUAAAAAUAUGGAUAGUCAGAAUGAGAUAGAAUCCAAUGAAGAAAAUAUGCAACUUACUAGUGAUGAAAGAGCUUUAAAUAAACUCAGAGAGAUUGAGAAUUUUGACAAGUUGACGAUAAAAGAGAAAACGGAUGAAACAGAAGAUGAGUCACGAGAGUCACUGGAAGAAAUUAGUGCACGGAAGCACAGAGAGUUGGAGGAUGAAAUGGUUGCAUUUGAGAACAGAAAACAGCAGAAUGAUAAUGUUAUUUCCAAUGAAAUAGAACCACAGUACAUGUCUCUGGAUCAUGAUCAUCAUCAUCAGCAUCAACAAAAUCAGUUCCAAGACCAGCAAAUCAGCAGCUGUCAGACAGGAGAACCACAUGUGUGCCAGCCUCCAUAUCAACUUGACCAUGGUAAUCAACAUCAUUAUGUUGCUCCUCCACCUGUUGAAUCAAGUGCACAUUCUAUAGGUCCGAUAAUGGGUGAUUCAGUACAUACUCCAAAUAGAUUUCACCCAAUGUCAGGCAGUUAUGAGAGAAGAAACCCUCCUCCUGUAAGGUAUGACCAUCCCCAUGGAUACAACAAUGUCAACUAUACAGGGCAUCCUAUCUCUAUGCCAUACAGCUAUGCUGAUUAUCGACAUGCCCCACUCAAUACUACUAGACAAGAAAGUUAUCCAUUCAACUACCCUGAUUCAAUUCCAUACAGGCAAUAUCAAUAUGAUGGCCCAUACCUACGGCACCCACAAUCACACCCUUCUAUGUUCAUAAACAGUGUGCCUCCACCAAAUCCAAAUUUACAUUCUGCCUCAAACCAUUAUCCAGUUCGUGAUCCUGAUGACAUUGAACCACGGAGAGACUUUAUGUAUUAUCCCCAAAAGAAGCAGCAUCCUUCUCAGAAUGGUAGUCAACUUCAAUUUUAUAGCUUGGAGUCAUACCCCCCUGCCCAACCCAUGCAUCACAAUGUGUACCCUCCGCCUAUGAUGGAAGCUUGUGAAUUCCCACCUAAUAAUGGGAAUCCAUCACUCAGCCCCCCACCAGAUGGUAGUGACAGGUAUCAUGAUGAACGUAUUGCUUGGCAGCAGCAGCAAGCUUGGCACGCACAGCAUGGGAGGAGUCCCCAACAGCAAUAUAUGCAACAGGAUUUGUACAGGGACGACGGGCCAUCACAAUAUAGAGAAAUGUCAUUAAGAUGGGCAGCCGGUCCACCUCCUUCUCAACCGUAUGCUGCCCGUGAUUACCAAUCACAGAGAAGUACUGGGUCAUCAGGCGAAGAAUCAGAUGUAAGUCGAGCUGUUCAACACCAACAACAACAAAAGUGACUGAAUGUCCAAAUGUAAAUCUUGCCAAGCAUUAUGUUAAGCCCUCCACUGAACCUAAUGUCAUGUAAUUUAACAAAUCACUUCAGACGGAGG